CCGUGCGGCUAAGAGCGCGUGCUCGCCCUGCCUCAUUUCCUGUGGCUAAGACUCGACCGUGAGAGAGAGAGAGAGAGAGAGAGAGAGAGAGAGAUGGGUUCCUGAUACCGAAACGCGGAAAAGCAGGGGUGGGAGAGUUUGAGGGAGAAAAAAGAGAGAGGCGGAGAGAACAGGGAAAUUUUACACUGACAGAAGCGUCGGGUAAGAACGCGAAUUUCUGAAAUCUUUUGUUUCUCACACUUUCACGCUGUAAAAAUUGAAGCCCGACGCGUCGCCAGCGCUCGAACCCAGAACUCAUGGGUUAACAGAACCUGUCCAGAAGACACAGCCACUCAGUGAUCCAAUGAACAACCGUAAGGAAGAUAUGGAAAUCGCAUCACACUACCGGCAGCUCCUGCGCGAGCUUAAUGAGCAGCGGCAGCAUGGCAUCUUGUGUGAUGCGUGUGUGGUUGUGGAAGGUAAGAUCUUCAAGGCACACAAGAAUGUACUGUUAGGCAGCAGCCGCUACUUCAAGACACUCUACUGCCAAGUGAAGAAGGGAACAGAGCAACAGGCUACCAUCACACAUCUGGACAUUGUGACAGCACAGGGAUUCAAGACCAUUCUGGACUUCAUGUACUCUGCACACCUGGCACUCACCAGUAAGAAUGUUAUUGAGGUGAUGUCUGCUGCCAGCUACCUGCAGAUGACAGAGAUAGUACAGGCAUGUCAUGGCUUUAUCAGGGCUGCACUAGACAUUAGCAUUCGUUCUGAGCUGGCUGACAUGGAGCUGGCCAAUAUAGAGAUUAGUGGCAUGGUUGGCACAGGAACGGGUACAGCUGGAGGAGCCUCUGAGGCACUGGUUUCCAUGAUUUCAGCUCGCAGCUCCUCGCCAUGGCUGGUACGUCGUACCAGUCCUGCCAACUCAUCAGGGGACUCAGCAAUUGCCAGCUGCCAUGAAAGUGGCAGCACCUACAGCAAGGAGGAACAUGAGACAAAGAGCCAUGAGGACCCAUGGCCGAAUGACUAUCGCUCACUUCAAGUCAAAGAGGAGCAGGGAUCACCAUCCACUGCUCAGGACAGGACCAGCCAAGAGGCACAGGGAACACCCAUAGAGCAGAGCAAUGGAGGUGAAGGUGGCUGGCAAGCACCUGGUUCAAGACGUAGGAAGAACCGAAAAAAUAAGGACACAGUCAGGCACAUCACUCAACAGAAUGAGGGCAGUAGUCAUGGAGGUUCUCCGAUGCCUUCCAUGAUUUCCACAGCCAGCUGGAGCUACAACAGUCAGGCCGACAUUCCAGGUGGAGAAGAGGAAUGGAAGAGGAGGAUGGGGAGAGGAAGAGAUAGAGUGUUGGGACAAUCAGACAGCCCAGGAGCAGAUGAGGCUGAGCCUAGUUCAGAUACCCGAGACCAGCGGAUGGACUUUUUCAUGAAGCAGGAGGAAGCACUAGCUGGCGAACCAGGCUUCCAUGGCUCCUCAUUGGCCAGUGACAGGGAGGAGGUGGUUGGAGAAAGUCAGGAGCAAGGUGGUUCUGUGGCCAACUUGCGUGCGGCGCUAAUGAGCAAGAACAGCCUGCUGUCUCUUGGGACAGAGAUGUUUAGUGAAGAAAAUACCCUGCUGUUUGACUACUUGCCCAAAGGAGGACAUUCUCUCUCCCUAAAUGACUUCACAGUGAUCAGGAAGAAAUUCAAGUGUCCAUACUGCAGCUUCUCAGCCAUGCACCAGUGCAUUCUGAAGAGGCACAUGCGCUCUCACACAGGCGAGAGGCCCUACCCCUGUGAAAUCUGUGGCAAGAAGUUCACCCGCCGCGAACACAUGAAAAGGCAUACCCUGGUGCACAGUAAGGAUAAGAAGUAUGUAUGUAAGGUCUGCAGUCGAGUCUUCAUGUCAGCUGCCAGUGUAGGCAUCAAACAUGGCUCCCGUCGCCAUGGGGUUUGUACAGAGUGCUCAGGUCGUGGUAUGGCCGCCCUGCUGGACCACAACGGUGAGGAGGAAGAGCUCCUCUACCCUGGCAAUCACCGUUUCCCUGACGAUGGUGAAGAAGAAAUGCUCCCGGAGGUGGAGCUGAUGGAGGAAGCAGGCGAGGAUAGAGAGAGCACAAAAUGGCCAGGUAACUCAGGUAUGGCACACCGCAAUGAAGGUGUCACAGAUGAUGCCAAGGAGGAGAGUGAUUCAGUGCAAGAGGGUGAGACCAGGGCAGGCAGUGAUAAAGAAUUUGCAUGGAUUUCCUAGUUGUGCACCAGGAGUCUGGUCCAUCCCAAAGCGCCUUCUGACAGGCAUGUGCCAGUCUGAAGUUCCAGAGUCAGAUCCCUGUGUGUAAAGGGAGUCACACACACACACACACACACACACACACACACACACACACACACACACCAGUCCUAGAGAUGAAGAUUUGGCAGGUAAAUGAGAGAAGGGAAUCCUCUCUACAUGCUGCAACGUGUGUCUGAGCCAGUGUUUGCUUCAUCUUCUUUCAUCCUAUGGACCAGAUGAGUUGGGAUGUUGGUGUUUUGUAUAAUUUAUUUCUGACCAGAGAGAAUAAAAGUGUCUUGGAUGUUACUGUUAAUCAAUCAAACUGUGUUGAUGGCUUGGAGAAAGGAUGCAUAUGACUGGCACAAUCUCCGUACGCAGUCACCACUGGCUGCUGUCUUAACUAUUCCAAAUCUGGGUAUAUCAGUUGACUUUCUGCAGUUUUGAGCACAUUGUUUUCUGCAAACAAAAACUGCCACAGACUUGCACUUUAAAUAUUGACUGUCCUGUCAAUUCCUUGUUUUUGUGGUUUACAUUUUUAUUCCAAUUUACAAAUAUGGUGACCGCUCCUACCUUUAAAUAUACAGUUCCUCAAGACUGUUAUAUAUUUGUGCAGAGUUUGAUGAUUAUAAUGUAUGUUUUUUAAAUAUUUUCUUUCUUUGCCAAUUAUGUCUUCUUAAAUCAUGUGCAAAUAAAAACAGGAAUGCGUAUAUUUGAUGAUUUUGUGUUUAUAAAAGACAAUGGAUAGAAAAGGGAACACUAUGCAGAAAUAAAUUUGUCAGCUGUAGUUCUAAUUUCUCCUUCAAAGAAGUCUUUCAAGGAAGUGAGAAUGAGAGAGAAAUAGGGGUUGUGGUUGAUAUUUGAAUUAAUUGUAAUAUUACAUUUUUUUAUCUUUAAUAUUCCCAUAUAACUUACAUUCCAUGUCUCUUAGUCAGGGGAAAAGGCUAGAUUUAUUAAGAGAAUAUCCAGUGAGAGGUGGGUGAUUGUGUGUCUGUGUAAAUGUCUGAAUGUGAAUAGCACGUGUGAGCUAUAUAGGACCCCAAAGUUGUGGCAUUGUUGAAUAUGUGAAGCCAAUCAAAAUAUUCAUAAGUCUUUACUGCUAUUGAUAACUUUUAAUCUUUCUCUGAAUUGUCACUCAGAGUUUACUGUAUUUUACUUUUUUCAUUCUUGUACCUAAUUUCACCUUCUGCCUCUGGAAUCUUGAAACCUCUGUAAUUUGUUACAUCUGAACUCAAAAUGUAUGCAUUGUUUUUUGUUUUUUUUUCAUAGAUCACACCAGAUGUUUGAUCUUCUGUGAUAUUUCUUUUUAAUAUCUCUCCUUCUUCUUUUUUUCCAUUCCUCUUUAAGACUGUUUUCCCUUCUAUGAUUGGUGUCUAUUUUGUUAAAAACAACAAACUGUGUAAAAGGAUCGUGUUGGAAAUACCUUAAGUCUGGCGCAUGCUUUAAGUGAAUUUUGUCUGUUUAUUUUGUUUGAUAGGUUAUUUAUUAACCCUACGAUUAUUCAUCUAUUUAGAUAUUUCCACCCUUCUGUUAGUCUCUAGCUUCAAAAGCACAAGCAGUAAAAAAACAAAGAUUUGUGAAUGUCUCUUUUCAGUGUUUGUGUGUUCUUGCUAUGAGUACCAAUUAUUAUUAUUAUUAUUAUUAUUAUUAUUAUUAUUAUUAUUAUUAUCAUCAUCAUCAUCAUCAUCAUCAUCAUUAAGUGCUGGAUGCUAAGCUUUAUUAGGAAUUUCAUUUAGCUACUUUUUCCCUCUUGAAUGAGAGCAUAAACUCUCAUUUGCCUUGUUUGUGGGCAGUUAACUGUGUGGCUUUUUAUGAUGAGUGCCAGUUGCAUUUCUACUUGAGAUUUUGAAUGACAUUUUGUUUUCAUGAAAACAGAAACCUGCAGCUUGGCUAACUCUUGGUUAGAUGUUGUCAGAGAGAGAUAUACUGCACAUGUUUCUUUAUUACUGACAUACACUAAAGUAAUGAAUAUUAUACCAAAAAAUCUAUUUAGUAUACUUUGUAUACAUUACAUGAAGUGCUUUUAUUUCAGCAGUGUGCAGGUGUGAUGCUUUGAAUAGUGGAUUUCUUUGUUAACUUAUCUUUUUUUCACUAAUUCUAGAAUGCACAGAUAUUUGGUGUCAUUAUAUGAACUAAAAGGUGUUUUACGGUUUGUUAAGAAUUUAGCUUUAAAAAUGUUGCCCCUAGAGACCUGCUCAGAGUUUCAUUAAUAUGUGCUAUUGUAUGUUUUCACCUUGGAUGUAGAGGUCUAAGACCUGUUACUGGCGUGGGAAUUAUGGGAAUUGUACACGUAAGUGAGAAUUUGUAUACAUUUGUGGACCUUAAAUCCCAUCAGCCAAAGUUUUGGCUAUCUAAUCUAAUGCCUCUAAGACUGGGAUAUGUUGCUUGGUUUUCUUUGAUUAAUUUAUUGUGAUCCUCAACUUUAAAUAAAAUGUACAAAUCUUUUUAAAUUAAUAGAAAGAAAUUGGAUGACAUCAUUUGGACCUGGCUUUUUAUCAGGAUAUUUCUCAAAUGUGCCUAAAUGUAUUUAUGUGCAUAUAUAUCAAGAUGUAACUGAAGUGCAGACUUUCAGCUUUAAUUGAAGGGGUUUACAAAAAUAUUGCAUUAACCCAUUAAUUACAUUAACUUUUUAGGAACUAUAGCUCUUUUUUUGCGGAGUCCCUCCAUUUUCACAGGCUCAAAGGUAAUUGGACAAACUAACAAUCAUAAAUAUUAGGAUUAUUUUUAAUACUUGGAUGCAAAUCCUUUGUGGUCAAUGACUGCCUGAAAUCUGGAAGCCAUGGACAUCAAAUGCUGAGUUUCCUCCAUUGAGAUGCUUUGCCAGGCCUUUACUACAGAAAGAAACCUUCAGUUGCUGCAUGUUUGCUAACUGUUUCUGUCUUUUUGCCUUUAAUGAGUGAAAAUCUUGCUCAAUUUAGUUGAGGUCAUUGGACAUUUAAAAACUUUUUUUUUUUUGCCUUAAGAAGCCCUUGGUUGCUUUAAUUAUAUGAUUUGGGUCAUUAUCCAUUUGUACUAUUAAGCACUAUCCUAUAAGUUUUGUGGGAUUUGACUGAAUCUGAGCAAAAAUUGUAGCUCUAUACGCUUCAGAAUUUAUCUUGCUGACCCAGUUAAAUUGAAACAGCCAAACAGCUCAUCAGUCAAUUGUCCAAUAAAUUUUGAGCCUAUGAAAAUAGAGGGACUCUGUAAAAAGAAAUGGCUAUAAUUCUUAAAUAGUUAAUGCAAUAUUUUUGUUAAACCCCUUGAAUUAAAGCUGAAAGUCUACACUUGUGUCUAAAUGUGUCAUUGUCCAAAUACAUAUGG
Molecule: messenger RNA, 5530 nt
Organism: Ictalurus punctatus (channel catfish)
Lineage: Eukaryota; Metazoa; Chordata; Actinopteri; Siluriformes; Ictaluridae
Gene: zbtb46
Product: zinc finger and BTB domain containing 46
Exons: 6
Coding region: 344-2212 (622 amino acids)
Biological process (GO): regulation of transcription by RNA polymerase II
Molecular function (GO): protein binding; DNA-binding transcription factor activity, RNA polymerase II-specific; RNA polymerase II cis-regulatory region sequence-specific DNA binding
Source: RefSeq, a predicted model, not a curated record